This is a messenger RNA of Eleginops maclovinus (Patagonian blennie), 3742 nucleotides long. It is a transcript of the gene ltb4r2b, whose product is annotated as leukotriene B4 receptor 2b. Gene Ontology annotation, biological process: inflammatory response; complement receptor mediated signaling pathway; phospholipase C-activating G protein-coupled receptor signaling pathway. Lineage: Eukaryota; Metazoa; Chordata; Actinopteri; Perciformes; Eleginopidae. The transcript has 5 exons. Gene Ontology annotation, molecular function: G protein-coupled receptor activity; complement component C5a receptor activity. Gene Ontology annotation, cellular component: plasma membrane. The record is from RefSeq and is a predicted model, not a curated record. Bases 1619 to 2689 code for a protein of 356 amino acids.
UUCCUUGAGAUUGUACUAACAUCUGCCUCUUUCCUAUUCUUUUUUCCAUCUUUAAGUAAUUAUUUACUUUUUCUUGACUUGAUUAUUUACAAGGAAUAGAUUUAUUACAAACUCAUGGCUCUUUUUUGAAAUGUAUUUUUUACUUUGGACUGAAUAAUCCUUCUUCAUUGGCGAUCAGAGUUUCUGGAAGAGCAAUUCACUUUAAGAGUGGUGAUUUUUCAGAUUUUAUUUGGCUGUUUCUUCCCCAAAUGAGUGCUUGGAACUGUCGUUGUGCAGCAAAAGCACCUUGUGUUUUUCUCAUGUGUUGGAUUUUAUUAUUCUUUUACGGGUCCUUUUCUUAGUUUGUGAUUUUAAAAGAAGCAACGUUACUGUUUUCUCCGCAGUGUACUAUUUCUAUUACAACAGCACAUUUAUGUGUAAAAUGUGUUUGCAGAUUGUUGUGUUUGCACCUGAACAGACAGACAGCUGUAUGUUGGAACGCUUGUGUCGCCUAGUUUAUUGAAAUGAAAUAAAAAAGCUGUAAUUUUGAGCAUCAACAAGCUGCUCGAAAUGCACUUUUUUGUAUAAGUGAUAGCAGUACAAGGCCUCGCUGAGUGGAGUUGUCAUGUGUGUCAUGGUUUGUUGCUUGUAUACUGCUCUGAAAAUGAAUUCUCCCCGGGGACAAUACAUCUAAAUCUAAUCUAAAGCGAUGUAAGCUUUUGUUUACUUUUCACUUGGGUUUUUACAGCCAUCAGGGGAAAAUAAACAGUUUGCUAUAGUUGGACCAGAGCUAGGAAAUUAAAGCCUGAUGUCUUGUCAGGCUUUAAUCUAUGUACAUCACUUAUGUUCAAUUAUUCUAUUCAGCAUAUCAGUCUACAAUCGCAGUAAGCAAUACAUCAACUUUAACUGUGUAUUCUACAUUAGGCUCAACUGUCUGUCUACUGUCUGUUUCGAUGUGAUAGGACAGUGAGGAAGAAAGAAAAGUGAAUCAGACAUGUUUCGAAAUACUGCUCUUCCUUGCCACAAUGCUGCUGAUGUUCGGCAUGUUUUAGCAUGCGGCGCUGCACUGUUGGCUACAGGCUUUGAUGUGAAUAUUUUAGAGGCUGAGUCAGGGUGGCAACCAUCCUGUAGUUGUGGAAACGGGUGAUGUUCCAUUGGUAAACAAACAAUUCUGCUGUGUAUCUGGGUUUACAGACCUGAAGGUUAUCUUCAACUUUGAUGCGAUUAGAAAUCAAACGAUCCGUCCUCCACUCACCUGUCAUCUGAAUCAAAUGACAGGUGAGAGAAACAAAUUACCAGCACGGUAUUUUGUAAAUGGAAGUGCUUUUAACAAUUUCCUUCAAGGGGACUUUUUUUUUCACAGAUAUUCCUGGAAAUGUAACAAGACUCAUGCAAUGGCAGACCAUACGUGUAAAAAUAUCAGGGACAAGUAAAGUGUUAAAAUGGUUACAGGUUGCUAAAAAAAAAUCAGGUUUAUAAAAGACGUCUGAUAUCAGGAUUUUGUCUCAAACCUUUUAGAAGCAGCAGGAGAUAAAAUAUCAUAAAAAAAUAUAUUGAUCAAGUUUAAUAUGAUGUUGUGUGCAGAUUUCUUCUCAUUAGACGUGAUCAGUGUUGAAAGUGGUCCAAAACUUCUUCCAUCAUGUCCAACGUCAGCCUAUCCCACUUGAAGUUCCCUCAAAAUGCCACAGACAACAACCCGGAGGAUGACAGCGUGGUGAGCAAUGACAUCUCCACGUCCCUGGGGGCCCUCAUCCUCAGCCUGGUCUUCCUCCUGGGCGUCCCCGGAAACGUCUUCAUCGUCUGGAGCAUCCUGGCUCGCAUCAAACACCGCUCAGUCACCACCCUCCUCAUCCUCAACCUGGCGUGUGCAGACGGCUUCCUCAUGGCCCUCACCAUUUUCUUCAUCAUCUACCUGACCAAGCAGACGUGGGUGUUUGGCGAUGCCAUGUGCAAAGGCCUGUUCUACCUGUGCAACGCCAACAUGUACGCCUCCAUCUUCCUCAUCACGUUGAUGAGCGUGCACAGGAUGGUGGCCGUGGUGAUGCCGAGGGGCCUCUUCACCAUGGUGAGCAAGAAGGUCGUGAGGAGGGUGAUCGUAGGCACGUGGAUGUUGGUGAUGCUCAUUUCUAUCCCCUCGCUGGUGUUUCGAGACGUAAGAGUGGACCAUGAUGAGAGGAGCAGAACAAGACUGGUGUGUGCUCCCAAUCACACAAUGUCAACACAUGUGAGGUUUCAGUAUGCCUUUGAGACGGUGUCGGGAUUUAUUCUGCCCUACGCAGUCAUCAUAACGAGCUACGUCCUCAUCCUGAGGCGCCUCCGGCAGACCAAGUUCCGCAGAACGGUCCGCAGCGAGAAGCUCAUCCUGGCCAUCGUGGUGAUGUUUGGCAUCUUCUGGCUGCCGUACCACGUCAUCAACAUGCUGCAGGUGGUAGCUGAGUGGUACAAGCCUGAUACAAAAAUAAGACAAACAUUGGAUUACAUCACUCAGUCCAGUCGUGCAGUGACUUCGGCUCUGGCCUUCAUCAGCAGCUGUGCCAACCCCGUCCUCUACACCUUCGCAGGGAAGUCGUACAUCAAGAAGAACGGCUUGGCUUUCAUGGCUCGGCUCUUUGAGGGCACGUCGCUGGACCAAACAGGAACAAAAAAGAUUAAAGACAAUGUGGGACUCAGUAAUUUGGACUCGAUGUCAACUUUACAAAACGGGAAAUAAUCGAUGAAUGGCUUUUGAGCAUAAAUGCUGCCUCAAAAGUAAAACUAUGUAAAUACAAGUGGAUUAUGCAGAUAUUGGUUUAAGCAACUUUAGCGACACUAAAGCACUCGCUGAGAGCCGUCAACUAUUCUUUUGUAGAUAAAUGUUGAAGUCAGUGUUGCCAGGACAAGACUGUUUGUAUCUGACCUGUAUAUCAGAAGUGUAAAUAUUUUUUUCACAUUUUGUUGGCGAGGAUUUCGCUGCUUUUCAAUUUCCGAACCCCGGUUUACCCUGCCUGUAUACCAGCAAGCUUCUCUAACUUUAAGGCCAUGAAUUGCAUUUACGAGAAAUUGUUAGUCAACAGUAUCUGGGCACAACUUUAAAGAGCUUUAUAAAACCACGUAUGUUUAUUUACUGCUUAUGUUCUACAAGAGAGGAUUAAAAGUCUUGCUUUUUCAGCCAUUUUCAAGGCAAAAGGCACUUUUCCUGUAAAUCAAUACUUAUGGUCUCGUUUAGAAACACAUUAAAUGCAUUUGUAGGAAGAAAAUCUGGGGCCUGACUUAGUGGAAAAUUACAGAAACUGUCACCAUACUUUGAGCGGGGAAGAUCACUUUCUCCUAGACACCUCUGAAAAUAGACUCUGCCACUUCCAGAUUCACACUGCCAUGUAAAAAGCUUUGCACUUAUAUAUAUUUUUUUUUUACAGUCGUCAACUUGUUCUGCUCAUUACUGAAUUGUAAUGUUCGGUUCACUUGUGUAAUGUGCCAUUUUGUCAUGUAAUGUAUAUUGAAUAUCAAGUAUUUUUUUAAAGAAAUGAACUUUUUUAUUGCACUGCAAAUUUAACAUAUCAAUUUUUGUUAUAAAAUAAAACUUUUAACAUACAGACAUUUCUAUCCACACUCCAAUCCACUUGGGUGAUACUGAAAGACUUUCACAUGAAAAUAUUGGGUUUUUUUUUUUACAAUAUUUCCCUCAACUGUUUUCAUUGAUAGGUUGGUAGACUGUUUUUUUAAAUCCUGUUGCCAAUACGGUCAAAUGAACUCUAUUAUAGGAAAAUAAAUUACACAAUACAGA